Messenger RNA from Penicilliopsis zonata CBS 506.65, 1029 nucleotides. RefSeq lists its product as hypothetical. The coding region runs from base 1 to 1029 and encodes 342 amino acids. Gene Ontology annotation, molecular function: cysteine synthase activity; cystathionine beta-synthase activity. The record is from RefSeq and is a predicted model, not a curated record. The transcript has 2 exons. NCBI's taxonomy places the organism in Eukaryota, Fungi, Ascomycota, Eurotiomycetes, Eurotiales, Aspergillaceae. Gene Ontology annotation, cellular component: cytoplasm.
AUGGAAGCAAGCAACCAAGCAUCGCCAUUUCUCGGUCAACCCAAAAAAGAAUCUGUCGCUGACUGCAUUGGAGCAACGCCGUUAGUCCGUCUGAACCGCCUCCCUGCAACGCUCGGCAUCAAAGCGCAAGUAUACGCCAAACUCGAAUACCUGAAUGCAGGCGGUUCAGUCAAAGAUCGGAUCGCCAAGCGCAUGGUCGAGAAAGCGGAAAGAGACGGGAAAAUCAAACCGGGAGAUACCUUGAUCGAGGCUUCAAGUGGCAACACUGGAAUUGCUAUUGCUCUAAUGGCGGCCAUCAAAGGCUACAAAUGCAUCAUUACCCUCUCGGAGAAGAUGUCCCUGGAAAAGGAGCGAGUUUUGAAAGCCUUGGGAGCGAGAGUCGUUCGUACACCGGCCGGGGUGCCCAUUGACUCUCCGGACUCCAUCCUCAGCGUGGCACGGCGUCUGCAGCAGGAAACCCCCAACUCCUUCAUCCUGAACCAAUAUACCAAUGCAGAAAAUCCAGCGGCGCACGAGUUUGGGACCGCGGAAGAACUGUGGUAUCAGACUGAAGGACGGGUCAAUAUUGUGAUCAGCGGAGCUGGAACUGGGGGCACUGUUACCGGCACCGCGAGAGGCCUUAAGAAACACAGCAAGAAUGUCCUGAUCGUGGCGGUCGAUCCUCUUGGAUCCAUUCUUGCUCAGCCAGAGGGGCUGAACGAGUUCAAAGCUGAAUACAAGGUGGAAGGAAUCGGAUACGACUUUGUGCCACAGGUGUUGGAUCAAGCAGAGCCCGACCUGUGGAUAAAAACCUCUGAUCGAGAUUCUUUCCGGUAUGCACGCAGCCUUGUGCGAGAGGAAGGGCUUCUUUGUGGAGGAUCCUCGGGGGCGACGGUUGCUGCACUGGUCCAGCUCAUGGAAGCUCACCCCGAACUGAAUGUGGAGGAUAAGCUUGUUGUCGUAAUACUGCCGGACAGUCUUCGUAAUUAUCUCACGACUUUUGCCAACGACGACUGGAUGGAGGAGCAUGGCUAUAAUGAUCUUGAAUAG